This is a messenger RNA of Plasmodium inui San Antonio 1, 3513 nucleotides long. RefSeq names its product double-strand break repair protein MRE11. Gene Ontology annotation, molecular function: endonuclease activity; manganese ion binding. The transcript has a single exon. The record is from RefSeq and is a predicted model, not a curated record. NCBI's taxonomy places the organism in Eukaryota, Apicomplexa, Aconoidasida, Haemosporida, Plasmodiidae. Gene Ontology annotation, cellular component: nucleus; Mre11 complex. Gene Ontology annotation, biological process: meiotic DNA double-strand break formation; mitotic G2 DNA damage checkpoint signaling; double-strand break repair via nonhomologous end joining. The coding region runs from base 1 to 3513 and encodes 1170 amino acids.
AUGCAGCGCGUUGCUCGUCAGCAGGGCACUGAAGAACACCCCGGUGAAGAACACCCCGGUGAAGGACACUCCGGUGAAGGACACCCCACUGACCCACCUCCGAGCGGCAAAGGCAGAAAUGGGCGCCAAGCCAAGACGGAAGCCAACCGAACGAAGCUCCUAUCCUUGAAGAAUCUGUACAGCACGCUACAUAGAACGAGCGAGGUGAUGCUGAAGGGGGGGGAGAAGCAGUGUGAGAAGGGUGAAUAUAUGACCGGUGCGGACCAUCAAGAGGACUCCCAUCGAGAGGACAUCCAUCGAGAGGACUUCCAUAUGGAGGAGGCCUCUCUUCCCAAUGAGAAAGUGGACGUCCCUUCCAGCAGCAGGGGUGCCCAGCAAAAAAGGCGCAUCAGGAAAGUAGACGAUAGAAAAGCGACCCGGGAGAAUGCAAACGAUAUUAGAAGAUAUUUUACGCAGGAAAAGCGCCGGAGCAGGUCAGUGAGGGAGGGGUCUAAUGGGACGUCUGUCCAGGCGAGUAGCGAGUCCGACGUGGAGGCCCGAAGAAAAACCCGUUCGGGAGAGAAGAUCGGCAGGAAUGGCCCAACAAGGGGGCGCUCGGAAAAGAGGCGUGCCGAGCAAUGUGCCGUGCGAUGUGAUGUUCAAAGCGACGCGCUCAGUGACCGACCCGUUCGCCCCCCGAGGAGCAGCCACAGCGAUCAGUCCAUUAAUCGUGUCUUGAAAGGGCACUCACGGCAAGGCAUCCGAAGAAAAGGCUCAGAUGAGCAGGAACCGAGUGGAAGUAACCCUAGAAGCGGCCUCUGGAGAGGGGCCCGCAAAAGGGAGAGUAACAAGGAGAAGACGAAGCAGACCUUGGAUGAGAGGAACGAAGAGAAGACGAAGCAACCCCUGCAUCAGAGGAAUAAAGAGAAAGCGAAGCAGCCCUUCAAGGGGCGCAACCGUAAGGAGGAGGACGAAUCGAUGUACAGUCUAUCCCCACGCUUGAGGAGGCGCAGAAACGGGGGGACCACCAACAUGGAAGAGGAAGCCCCUAAGUCGGAGGAAACAAUCCAAUCAGGUGACACCUCCCCCGUGCGUGAACGCAAAGGAACAAAAUAUAAUAACAUAAAAGAGGAAGAAGAAAGUGGAAAAUUCAGAAACAUGACCCUGGAAGACAUAAAAAACCGUCUCAGGAAAAACGAACCAGACACAUUAAAGAUAUUACUGUGCACUGACAACCACUUAGGGUACAAAGAAAACAAUGCCGUGCAAAGGAAGGACACAUUUAACUCAUUUGAAGAAAUCCUCUUCCUUGCGAAGCAUUUAAAUGUCGAUAUGAUUAUUAACAGUGGUGACCUCUUUCACAAGAAUAAAGUUUCAGAGUAUACACUCUUUAAAUCGAUGGAGAUUAUUAGGAGGUAUUGUCACGUGAGAGGUUACGAGGAUAGCGAAGCGGGGGCUGAAUCGGUAGAAGCUUCUCCCGCGCGGGGAACACAUCCUAGAAGAGCGCUGCUGAAGGAGGUGCACUGCUCCGAUUAUAAGUGGUACGGGGGGGAUGACAACCUCGAUCUCGGUGAGGAGAGCAGCCAUAGUGGGGGGAGCACCAGAAGUGAUAAGCACGGCCACAGUGAUAAUCGCAGCCGUAGUGAGGGAAGCAGCCACAGUGAUAAUCGCAGCCGUAGUGAGGGAAGCAGCCACAGUGAUAAUCGCAGCCGUAGUGGGGAGAGCACCCCCUGCGAGGAACUCCCCCCCCGCGACACAUUCCACAUGUGCCCCGUGAAGGGGAAAGUCGAAACGGCCAUCCCUCUCUUCACCAUGCACGGGAAUCACGACUACCCCUACAGCUGCGACUACAUCAGUCCGUUGGACAUACUUCAUGUGGGCAACCUCAUAAAGUACAUCGGGAAAAGCAGCCUCAACCGAAUUGUGGUGAAGCCAGUACUGCUAAAUAAGGAGGACACCAAAGUCGCCAUUUAUGCCAUUGGAUGGAUUAAAGACGAGCGUCUACACAGAGCAUUUGAAAAGAAGCAAGUGAAGUUUCUUCUCCCAAAUGAUCAUGCCUGUCGCAUCAACAUCCUUGUGCUGCAUCAAAACAGAUACAUGAGAUGUGCACACGGAAAUGACCUAAGAAAUUUUAUUAAAGAAUCGUUCAUCCCCAAUUUUGUAGACUUGGUCAUAUGGGGACAUGAGCAUUUUUCGAAGCCCUACUUGGAGGAGAGUUCAUUGCAAUCUUUUUUCUCCUUGCAGUUGGGUUCGUCUGUACGGACAUCUCUGUGUACAAAUGAGUACGGGGACAAGUAUAUCGGGUUGCUCGAAAUUAGGAAGGAACGAUUUCGAUUUUUGAAGAUCCAGCUGGAAAGUGUCAGACCCUUCGAACUGAAGGAAAUCCGAUUAGCCAACUACCACUUAAAUUUUAACGAUGAGUCUGUUCUGAAGCAGUUUUUACAUGAACAGGUCAGCACCAUUCUGGACACCUUUCAGUUGAGUUUGCGUGAGCAGGUGAAGCGGUACUACCUCUUCAGGCGCGCCUUCUUAGCGGAAGUCGGGAGGGGCAGAAUCGGUAAAGGGAAAGGCGGUAAAGGGAGAAGCGAUAAGGGAAGAAGCGAUAAGGGAAGAAGCGAUAAGGGGAGAAGCGACAAGGGGAGAAACGAUAAGGGGAUAAGCGGUAAAGCGAUAAGCGAUAAAAGGCUAAGCGAUAACAGGACAGACAAUACUGGGAUCGCUGAUGAGGAGGAUCCCCGUUCCCAGCUCUCCGAAGACCAAUGCGCCACGCGAGGGCAUCCCGCCCUUCCGAGCGAAGUCUUCACCGAAAGGGAACUCCUAGACGAGUACUUCGAUUCGCUUAUCUCCGAUCAGGACGUAACCCACUUCCUGAGCAACCUGCAGAAUGAGGAGUUCUACUCCACCACCUUCAUCCACGUCGCCUUCUCCACCCCAAGCGACACAUUCGAUCUGUUAAGAAUAAAGAAAGGAGUCUACGACAAGCCACUAAUCAAAUUGAAGGUCGAGUACGAAGACAUUAACAUUAUAAACACGCAGCUAUUCGGCUCGACUUUUGUCAGCCGGGUCGGAAACCCAUCCGAGUUUCUCACGUUUUACAGAAAAAAGGGAAAAACAAGCGGAAGCACUAAAGACGGACAAGGCACCAACUGCACGGGGCACACGCUCGGGAGAGUCAACACCAUGGGGAUGCAACCUACCAACAUGGAUCAAAAAGAUAUCCUCAUGAUGGAAAAUAUAAAUGAAUACAAUAAGGUGUUUGAUAUCCUUUUCAAUUAUUGCCAGCUGAGAGAGGGGCUAUCAAUCUUAAACGAAAAGACCAUCAUGGAAACGAUACUUAACUUCAUGAGUAACUCUAACUCGUCUUUUAAUUCUGAGUCGACUGGCACGUCUGACUACUGCAACAUCAUUUCUAUGGUCGAUCACUGGGCGCGGAGCAAGGUGAACCUCCUCGAGGGGAGCCUUCGGGACGUCCCUGUGGAGAGCCUAACGGAGGAGUACCUCGCGGAAGUGGUUAAGAACAGUGCGGGGGAGUGA